UUGCACAUAUACUAGACUCGUUUUCUUUGCAAUAAGAAAUGUAGGUACUCAUAUCGUUCCCAACAAAAGGCUAUAUUCAGAACCUUAUCUAAUCAAAUUGUUCGGUGGAGGGUUCCGAGAAAUUUCCACCUCUGAGUUCCCUUUUCGCCCUGGGUCUGUUUGGGUUCCCUCUGUUCCCCUCAAGUAAUCAUCUCGACAGCAGACACAAUGGGAUAACAAAAGUUUUGUCUCGUCUCUGUCCAGUUUAUUCCCUGCCUUUAUUCCCUACCCCUCUGUUCAGUUGGCCCAUUUGCCCUGACUUUUCGGACGGGUAAUUCACGUGGCACUAAUUGAAUUAGUUAACCGACUUUUGAGUCGGAUUCGUCUUUAUCCGUGCACUUGGAAACGAUACCGUUAAACAUGAUGAACUUGCAAUAGAAUGCAAAGUGCGCAAUUAACAAGUUGCUUGAAUAUACGUAACCUCUUUAAGAAAAUGUAAAAUAUCAGUUUAAUAAGUACACCCAGACCAACUCAAGGGCCUGUUGAAAGGUCGGUGUGGUGCGUUGGAAUUUUGGAUUUCUGUCUGAACUCAACAGCUGCUGCCUUGCACACUAACUAAACAGAUAACAAUGUGGACCAACUUAGUUUCAUUUAUUGGAGCAGUUUUACUUUUUAGAUUCGUAUUAAAUGAAGCAGUUGUCUUUAAGUUUACAAAUUUUGAAUGUAAAAGUUACAAUUUGUCGUGGUUCGUUUUUCACAAUUACCGUCUGAAGGCCGUCAGUCGUGAUCGGGUGCUGCUCAAUAUGAAUGGAACUGUUCUCCACCCGGUCAAUAACAUUCAGCUUCAUGCCAAAAUCUUAAAAAAGGCCAACGGUUUUAAGCCUUGGAUACUUGAGUCCACUGUAGACGCCUGCAGAUUUAUGCGAAAGCGUUACGAUCCAUUCACGAUCAUCGUCUACAAUAUUUUCAAAGAAUUCACCAACAUCAAUCACACCUGUCCGUAUGUGGGUCCGCAAAUUGUGAAAGAUUUCUAUCUGAAAUCGGAACUAUUGAUUCUGCCCUUUCCAUCUGGAGAGUAUAUGUUAACGAUGCAGUGGCACUUCCAUUCGAAACGGCAAUUCGAUACAAAUGUCAGUUUUAUUUAUAUGGAGGAUCUGCUAAAGAGGAAUUAGUAUUGAAUUACAAUUAAAAUACACUACAAACCCUUUUAAAAUUUCUUAAAAAUAAAUUGCCUUUUGCGAAGCCGAUUCAGUAAAUAAAAAUGAGAUCCAUUUGACUAAAAAGUAAACAGAACAACUUCUUCUUGCAUCUCGGGUAAAUAAGUUGGAAAAUAUCUAUUUAAAAUGAAUUUGUAUUAAGCCAAUUAAUACCCACAUAAAAAUUAGAUUAAAAAUCCAAAAGUUCAUGGCAAUUUUGUGUUAUGAGCUGCGUUAAUUACCUGGAUCAAAUAUUAAAAUUCAAGGAAAACAACGCUAAUUGAAGCAAACUUAUGCUCUUAAUUAAUUUAAAUUUUUGUACCUGGUAGCUUUAUGAAAAUGAAGAAACAGCCGAGGAAAGACUGAGAAUGGGAGUGUGAGGUAGAGUCCUUGAUGCUUGAAACGCUCGAAAAAGCCCUCAGCAAUAAAUUAAAGUCAACAAAUGCUAGCGCUGAUUAGUUAGCUAUCGAUGUCAGCCAGGUAAAUAACAAAGUUUAACAAAUUACGUCAGGCUCGAAUCGAAACGGCUAAUAAAAAAAUUUGCAAAUCAAUGCAAAUGACGGGGCAAACAAUGAAGGGCGAAGGGGAGUUGGGAACCGGGGGACUUUGAUAGGUGGCCGCACACAAAACCGAAAGCAGAAUUAAUUAAGCAAAGUGCGAGGGGCAAGAGAAAGGGGGCGGGCCCGAGAUUAGCAAAAGAUGUCAGUGUGUCACAAGGAUGCCGAUAAACGAGUUUUUCCCUCUUUCGAUUUUGAAUAUUAGACAAAUCAAAUUAGUUUUUUUUUUGCCAUCGAAACAGGAAAAACGGGAAAAUAAGGCCAAGUGCUGAUAUCGAAGUCUAGAUGCUCUGCAAAUCACUACAAGCAUUCAGUCGAUCUUUAGUUGCUGUUGAUAUUAGUAACGUUUAUAUUAAGAAAUAAAAUGCGGUAAAAUACAUUUAUUUUCGUAUUUUAU
Molecule: messenger RNA, 2129 nt
Organism: Drosophila gunungcola (fruit fly)
Lineage: Eukaryota; Metazoa; Arthropoda; Insecta; Diptera; Drosophilidae
Exons: 4
Coding region: 609-1151 (180 amino acids)
Source: RefSeq, a predicted model, not a curated record